AGUGGAUAAAAAAAUUAAACUAAAAUUAAUUACAUUUUUUGCAAUUAAAUUGGAAUUUCUAUUUGAAGACUUUCUUUCUCAUUUUGUCCUUUCAUUUUUGGUAUUUACGGUGUGUCCAGGGGUUGAUUUGAACAGCAACUUAUUUUUUUAGAAAAAUCAGAAAUUUUUUAAUUCGAUUACUGAGUGAUACAGUAAUUCGCAGAUGGAAUGUUUCCUUAUUAGAUUAUUGCAGUCCAGAAGAGUAAUUGCUAUAACUUCCCCAUAUCUAGAAGUUUCAAAAUCACUUUACACAUACGCCCUUCUUGCAAUUAUUUAUCGAACUUGACACUAGAGGGCCAGAGUGUCAUCGAAAUUUGUUUACCCCCAAACAUUCUUCCCAUUCCGACGGCUCUGAUGCCACGAGACGGAGCAGUGUAUCGUGUUGAUAUCUGAUAUUUGAUAGGUGAUAUUUUUGGUGAAAAUGGAGGCCAGUGGAUCAGGAACACCUAACCCACGAGCAUUGGUACACGAUUUAAUACCAGUGCUCCAAAAAUUUGAUAGAAACAAUGCAAAUAUUGAUAAUAUACACGUGACCAAGAAUCAGUUCACAAUUGGACGAGCUCGUGAGAAUGACAACGUCAUAUGCCACAUGGCCAUAUCCCGUCAGCAUUGUAUACUGGAAUGCAAUGAAAAUAAUGAGUGGACCAUAAAAAAUUUGAGUGUCAACGGAACACUUUUGAAUGGAGUAUUAUUGACCCAAAAUGUCGUCAAACCUAUAGAUCUCGCAGAUGUUGUGCAAUUUUCAGUAGUUGGAGAUCACAAAUAUUUCUUCACCUACAGAUUCAGAGACGAAAUACCAGCGAAGAGACGACGAUUGGAUGAGACACUUCCAAACGCCAAUCUCCCGAAGAUUCGAACAUUAACGGAAUUUCAAGAGCUAAAAAAGAAAGAAUUGGGGGACGACCUUGCCGCUAAGAAAAAUGAGCAAAAAGCAUUGAAAUUACUCCUGGAGGAAUGUUUGCAGAGACGAGAUGCUGAGAAUGAUUUUACCGCUGUCGAGAGAAUGAACAGUUUGGUUAGUGCUUUGGAUUCGGCAAACCAAAUGGUGAGAAUGUUGGAGGAGACGUAUAAUUUUUACGUAUCGGAAAUGGCUGACGACCUACAGGAAUUCAAUGCCCAGGUCUUUGAACAAGCUAAAAAAAUUGAAAGCCGAUCUGAUAUAAAUGAUAGACAGGCGGAGGACAUAAUUGGAGCGAAGAUGGAACAGUGGACACGCCGGUAUCAGACCAGGUGGUCGACUAUACUGAAGGGUAUGAUGAAGAAGGCGAAAGGUAGACAGGACAAAUUGGAGAAUAAGAACGAAUUUCUUGUGACGCAAUUGGAAAAGACUGAGGGUACAUUGAAAGCGACUAAGGAAGCACUCAAGGAGAAAUCCGAUCUUGUUGCCAAACUCCAAGCAAAACAGACGGGAAACCUGAUAAAUCUAAAUGAGUCAGGGAGUCAGGCUGAGGCUGAUAAUCAUCUUCGUAACAAAAUUACAAGUAUUAUUGACGAACAAUUAUCCUGCAGCAUAUGCUCUGAAAUCUUCAUCAAUCCUACAUCCUUAAACUGCAGUCACACAUUCUGCGAGUACUGCAUAUCCUCGUGGAGUAAAAAAACAAAAAAGCCCAGCUGCCCAAUAUGCCGAGUAAGAAUAAGGUCGAUGAAUGUAUCGCGAGUGUUCGAUUGUUUAAUCGAAAAAGUUGGCGGUGAAUUGUCAACGGAGUUGAAAACACGAAGACAACAGCUCAUCGAAGAGCGCACAGACGUCUCAGGAUAAUUUUAUUUUUGUAACAUAACUUUAGACGUAUUUAUAAGGGUAUGUAAUUAUAGAAACUCGUAUACACGUACGUAUUUUGUCGUUAACCGAUAACAAAUGACGUCAACGAAAGGAAGUGUGAUUCACAUGACUUAGGUCACAGGAACCGUCCUAUCGCAUCUGUUUAUAGAUUUGAACUUAAUUACGUAGAAAUUAGGAAAUGAUUGGAGCGACUGUUGUGGUUGUUUUUCCACUCGGUAUUGAGUAAUCAAAUGUCAAGAUAAAAAUUCCGAAAUUGUAAAAUUAAUUUAGUGGACUCAGUUCUCAGCUGAGAAACAUGUUCCAAUCUAAGGGAGACGGUAACAUUUUCGUAAUGAAGCAAAUUGAGGAGUGGAAAAAAUAUUGUUCUGGUAUUGAACAAAUCGUGGCAAAUUUACAUCAGGAAAAACGUAUAAUUAAUGUUUUUGGACAGUUGACCUAGUUUUAGAAUGAAAACACUUCCUUUAGAUGAUCUCAACGUCUUCGAAACAGAUGAACGAAACAAAAAUUUUUAGAGUGUAAUUUAUCCGAAUUGAUAAUUACUUAAGCUCGUUUAGGACUAAGCUGUGAAUAUAAUUAGAACACUAUUUGUUGAAAGUAUUCAUAGCUUAUUACUCAGCUCAAUUGUAAAUUAUCGUGAAUAGAAUAAAACAACUAAAUUAGAAGUGAAUAUAUGUUAAUUGAUGAAAAAUUGUAAUAGUCAGAUUAAUAAAAGAGUUUAUAAAAAGAGAAUGAUUAAAAA
Molecule: messenger RNA, 2558 nt
Organism: Diachasmimorpha longicaudata
Lineage: Eukaryota; Metazoa; Arthropoda; Insecta; Hymenoptera; Braconidae
Product: E3 ubiquitin-protein ligase rnf8-B-like
Exons: 3
Coding region: 461-1798 (445 amino acids)
Biological process (GO): ubiquitin-dependent protein catabolic process; protein K48-linked ubiquitination; double-strand break repair
Cellular component (GO): nucleus; site of double-strand break; ubiquitin ligase complex
Molecular function (GO): ubiquitin protein ligase activity; metal ion binding; histone binding
Source: RefSeq, a predicted model, not a curated record